GUAGGUGAGGCAGGUUUGUUGACUCAGUUGGAGCUCGGGAUUGCCCAGAGCAGUCGCUGACUAAGUAGGUAGUGUCAUAGUUCGAGCUGCCUUUUCGGAAAUAUUGCAGUUAUGUAGUUAUAUGUACAAGCACUGUUCGAGCUUAAGAAGAUGUCUGCUGGCAAACGGAUUUCGCGUGACCGCUGCAGUUUAUGAACAAGCCCGGUGUUAGUUAGCAUUAGCUUAAAUUAGAAGAUUGACGAGAUAAACGUUUGAAGUUCCCCUGUAAGGGUGAGAUGGCUAAAGCUAGGCUGACCAGAGGUAGCUUCAGUCAGCUGUAGUCAGCUGGCGAGCCGUUUGAGAGAUGGAUUUACUAAUCGUUCUGCAAGGAUUCAGACCGUAACUAAAUCAGCGAGUUUAUCCGGUGAGCGACAACAGAAAGCAGCGGUAUCUCGGCGCUGCUGUGAAGCUCUCUUGUCCAGGCUUCGCUGCUGGCCUUGGAAGUUAGCAGACGGCUAAUAGCUGCACGUCUGGCUAUCCACCAGGGUGCAUGCUGCUGAUGGCUUCUCUGUUAGCUAUGGGCACUGUGACCGACGCAUGCCCCACGGUGCACCAAAACGGGACUGCCCAUCGAGAAUCUUCAGACGCAAGACCAGCUGCUCCUGUUCUAAGGCUUCAUUUCUACCACAGUAGCCAGGGGGCAGCCGACAGCAGCUUUCUCAGCUACCCACCUGGGGAGUAUGUGGCUGAGGAGCUGUGUAUAGAUACAGCCAAGGCGUGCUGUAUAUCACCUCUGUACUACAGCCUUUUUAGCCUUUAUCGCGCGAGAGACAACAUGUGGUUUGCUCCAAACCACAUCUUCCAGCUUGAUGAGUCGUCCUCUGAAGAUCUGUUUUUCAGAAUACGGUACUACUUCCCUGGCUGGUACUGUAGUGGUGUAUCACGGGCAUAUCGAUAUGGGGUCAAAAAGGGGUCAGAAAGUCCUGUCCUUGAUGAUUAUGUAAUGUCCUACCUCUUUUCUCAGUGGAGGAAUGACUUUGUCAAUGGAGUGGUGAAGAUUUCCAGCUCUCAUGAGUCACAGGAAGAGUGCCUUGGUAUGGCUGUGCUGGACAUGACGAGGACAGCUAAGGAAAGACAGAUGUCCCCUUUAGACAUCUACCACCAUACAAGUUACAAGUCCUUCUUACCGAAGGAUAUGAGAAAUCAGAUCCAGGAUUGUAGUUUUUUAACCCGUAAGAGGAUCCGCUUCCGCUUUAAGCGCUUCAUCCAGCAGUUCAGUCAGUGUCGGACCACGGUCCGCGAUCUGAAGCUCAAGUACCUUAUCAGCAUCGAGUCACUGGAGAAAGCCUUCUACACAGAAACCUUUGAGGUUAAAGAACCAGCUAGCGGACAGCUCAUCAUUCUGGUUGCAGCAGACACUGGGAUACAGUGGUGUCGAGAGAAAUUAAAAGAUUCUGAUGAGGAGCUGCAGACAUUAUGCGACUUCCCUGAUAUCACUGACAUCAGCAUCAAACAGGCCAGCAAAGAUGGCGCGACAGAGAGCCGGUUGGUCACCAUCAAUAAGCAAGAUGGGAAGAAUCUGGAGCUGGAGUUUCCAAAUCUGUUUGAAGCCCUCUCCUUUGCGUCUCUCAUUGACGGUUACUAUCGACUGACCACAGAUGCACAUCACUACCUUUGUAAGGAGGUGGCACCUCCCAGGCUUGUUGAGGCCAUAUCUUGUCAUUGCCAUGGCCCCAUUUCGAUGGAGUUUGCCGUCAGCCGUCUUCAGAAGUGUGGAAACAAGCGGGGAUUGUACAUUUUGAGAUUUAGCCCAAAAGACUUUAAUAAGUAUUUUCUAACAUUCCCGGUGGAGAUGUUUGAUAUGGUGGACUACAAGCACUGCCAGAUCACUAGGUCUGCUACUGGUGAGUUUAACCUCAGUGGAACCAAGCGAAACUUCAGCACCCUGCAGGAGCUGCUCAGCUGCUACCAAAAAGAAACCGUGCGCUCAGACAACAUCAUUUUCCAGUUCAGCAAGUGCUGUCCUCCUCAGUCCAAAGAAAAAUCCUGCCUCCUUGUCUGCAGGAGCAACAAGGGUUCAGAAGUGCCCCUAUCUCCAUCCCUACAACGACACAACAUUAGUCAGAUGGUGUUUCACAAGAUCAGGAAAGAAGACUUGGAAUGUCUGGAGAGUCUUGGUCAAGGAACAUUUACAAAGAUCUUCAAAGGGGUCCGAAAGGAGCUGGGAGACUACGGACAAAUGUAUGAGACAGAAGUUGUGAUGAAAGUUCUGGACCUGGCCCAUAGGAAUUACGCUGAGUCUUUCUUUGAAGCAGCCAGCAUGAUGAGCCAGUUAUCCCAUAAACACCUGAUCCUGAACUAUGGUGUGUGUGUCUGUGGAGAAGAGAACAUCAUGGUGCAAGAGUACGUAAAGUUUGGUUCGCUGGACACCUACCUGAAGAAGAACAAGAACUUUGUAAACAUUCAGUGGAAGCUCGAAGUGGCAAAACAGCUGGCCUGGGCCAUGAACUUCCUGGAGGAAAAGCAUCUUGUCCAUGGAAAUGUCUGUGCCAAAAAUGUUCUGUUGAUCAGGGAGGAGGAUCGGAAAGUUGGGAAUCCCCCUUUCAUCAAGCUUAGUGACCCUGGUAUCGGCAUCAUCGUCCUGCCUAAAGAAAUCCUGAUUGAAAGGAUCCCUUGGGUGCCACCUGAAUACAUAAAGGAACCUAUCAAACUGAGCCUAGAUGCAGACAAGUGGAGCUUUGGCGCCACAUUGUGGGAAAUUUGCAGCGGUGGAGAGAAACCACUUGCAGUCCUGGACAACUCUAAGAAAGUCCUGUUCUACGAAGAUCACCAACAUCUCCCUGCGCCAAAGUGGACAGAACUGGCUAACCUGAUUACCAGUUGCAUGGAAUACGAGCCCACAUUCAGGCCCACAUUCCGGGCAGUUAUCCGUGACCUUCACAGCCUCUUCACACCAGACUACGAGUUGAUCAUGGAUGACAUCCUGCCAAAUCGAACAGCAGGUGCUGGCUGGACAACUGGUGGUUUGGAGAAUCAAGAGCCAGCUCUGUUUGAAGAACGGCAUCUCAUAUUUUUACAGUUGCUCGGCAAGGGAAACUUCGGCAGUGUGGAGAUGUGUCGCUAUGACCCACUGCAGGACAACACAGGAGAGGUUGUUGCCGUGAAGAAACUACAGCACAGCACAGCAGAGCACAUGCGAGACUUUGAGCGGGAGAUUGAAAUUCUCAAAUCUCUCCAGCAUGAGAACAUCGUCAAGUAUAAGGGUGUUUGUUACAGCGCAGGUCGACGGAAUCUUCGCCUCAUCAUGGAAUAUCUUCCCUUUGGAAGUCUUCGAGAUUACCUCAUAAAAAACACGGAGCAAAUCGACCAUAAAAAGCUGGUCCAUUAUGCCUCUCAGAUCUGCAAGGGAAUGGAGUACCUGUCAAGUAAGCGGUACAUCCACAGAGACCUGGCAACACGGAACAUCCUUGUUGAGAGUGAGCUGAGGGUAAAAAUUGGAGAUUUUGGCCUCACCAAAGUUCUGCCUCAGGAUAAAGAGUAUUAUAUGGUCCAAGAACCAGGAGAAAGCCCCAUAUUCUGGUAUGCCCCUGAGUCAUUGACCGAGAGUAAGUUCUCCGUGGCUUCAGAUGUGUGGAGCUUUGGAGUGGUGCUGUAUGAGCUCUUCACCCACAGUGACAAAAACUGCAGUCCUCCUGCAGUUUUUAUGUCAAUGAUGGGUAACGAUAAGCAGGGACAGCUGAUCGUCUAUCACCUCAUUGAGCUCCUCAAAUCAGGCAGCAAGCUGCCUCAGCCCCUGGGUUGUCCUUCAGAGAUAUACGAGAUCAUGGAGGAGUGUUGGGAUAAAGACCCCACUUUACGUCCAUCUUUCAAUGAACUGGCUCUGCGCAUCGACCUGAUCAGGGACAGUGAGGAGUUUUAAAAAUCAAGUGCCCCCUCACUUUGAACCAAGACACUUAAAAUACUUGCUCUGGCUCUGGCUGUGGCUGAAGGAUGAAGACCAAAGCAAGGACCCUCUGCCAGCAUGCUGUGCAGCAGUGGGACUUGAAACGGGGUGUGUUGGAACGAGGAUCUGCUCGAGAGCUACUGCCGAGGUGCCUUCUAGCAAGGGGCCUUUCUAAUGUGGAGUUGCUCAGUGGCCUGAAUGAAAAUGUUUGGAUGGUUAAACUUUUGAAGCUGAUGUUGCUGAAAAUGAGCAACUGUAUUUGGUCAAAGUUUUAAAGAAAACUUGAAGCAUCUAUAGAGACUGUGAUGAGACUGUUGCCAGACCUAAAGCUAGAGACACUUGUGAACAAGUUCUCUGUUUGUGUGGGUGUGGGUGUGUGUGUGUCUGUGUGAGUGUGUCUGUGAGUGUGUGUGUGUGUGUCUGUGUGUGUGUGUCUGUGAGUGUGUGUGUGUGUGUGUGU
This is a messenger RNA of Girardinichthys multiradiatus, 4382 nucleotides long. It is a transcript of the gene jak2b, whose product is annotated as Janus kinase 2b. The transcript has 24 exons. Lineage: Eukaryota; Metazoa; Chordata; Actinopteri; Cyprinodontiformes; Goodeidae. Bases 530 to 3898 code for a protein of 1122 amino acids. Gene Ontology annotation, cellular component: membrane; cytosol; cytoskeleton. The record is from RefSeq and is a predicted model, not a curated record. Gene Ontology annotation, molecular function: cytokine receptor binding; ATP binding; non-membrane spanning protein tyrosine kinase activity. Gene Ontology annotation, biological process: peptidyl-tyrosine phosphorylation; cell surface receptor signaling pathway via JAK-STAT; hemopoiesis.